Molecule: messenger RNA, 1669 nt
Organism: Durusdinium trenchii
Lineage: Eukaryota; Dinophyceae; Suessiales; Symbiodiniaceae
Source: the annotation of a GenBank genome assembly
CGGAGAAAGACAUUGAGUGUUUUCUUGCUGACACUGCAAUGGCUGCACAUGGCACGCCCCGAAACUGCGCUCUCAAAGUCGGAGCUCCUUGCAGCGUGCCGCUGCUUUCAGACUGGCCGACGUCUGGGAAAUCGAGGCUAUGCCCAGGGCCGACAGCUUUCGUGCGGUGCCACUGGCGAAGUCUACUUUGGCCGGGCAGCUCCAGACUCUGCAGCCUUCGAGAUUCUGCAUGGUGGAUUUGCUCAGGCACGUCAGGUAGCUCUCAAGCAUAUGCGUAGCAUCAAUGCUGGCGUGCAACGCCAAAUACAGCAGGAGAUUUCCACUGUCUUCCGUUGCCGCGCCAAGUAUGCAGAAGAGGUACAAGACCCACAGUCACAGGGGCAUCCGAACCUUGUGGCAUACUUGGAUUGGUUCGCAGGGCCGAAUGGCCUGGACCGAGAGGUGUAUUUGGUGAUGGAGUUUUGUCCUUUCAGCUUGGCUGACAUGAUCUUCGUAGCAGGCAAUCUCCGUGGUGAUUACGAGAAGCUAUUUGUCCCGAAGCGUGGUGUAGAGCCAGGGGAGAAGAAAUCUCCGCAGUGUCAUCGCUUUCCUGAGAGUGAGGUGGUGAAAGUGCUAUGUGAUCUUCUCAAUGCGCUCAACUUUCUAAAUCGCCAGGGUUUGGCCCAUCGAGAUGUGAAGACUGAAAAUAUCCUUUGGGCAGAAGGCUGCUACAAGCUUGCAGACUUUGGCACUGCAACAAUGCUUGAGGCUGCCAUUCCACGCACAAAUGAGUGUGGAACACUUUGGAUCAUGGCACCAGAACUGCUUGGCCGAAGACCUCACGGGCUCAACUGUGAUGUUUGGUCAUUGGGAGUCGUUCUUUUUGAGGUCACCUCCUUUGGGAAGCCUUUCAACUCAAAGGAGCUUCUUGCCUACCGCAACUCCUCUGAGGCAGCCUUCCCCAGCAGCUUUUGGCCGUUCCUUUGUGCAGGACCAGUCUCCUCACCGGCAAAGACAGGGGGUAAGACGCUGCCACGACUCAAAAGUGGUCCUGAGCUUGCCAGGACCUCUUCACGAGGAGCUCGCCCUCAGCGAACCAAGUGUCGCAGUGUCACUUUGCCACCUCUUCUCAUCUCCAAAGAGGCGGAAGUGGAGCCUGACAGUCCAACGUCGCAAUCACCUGGAUGUGAGGAGCCAGGGUUGGAGUGCAAGUUGAUGCUUUGCUUCUAUGGAACCUUCCACUUCAUCACCGAGGUGGAUUCCCAUGCUGCCUCCGGGCUUGGGUUCUGCGAAUAUGAUCCAUUUCUUCAGCAGCGCCUUGCGUUCCUCCGAAAGCGCCUUCAGUACCGGUGGUGCUACAGCGAGGAGCUCCGAAGCCUGAUCUUUGAGGAUAUGCUGCGAGAAGAACCUGAGCUGCGUCCAAUCGCCUUGGAGCUGUGGCAGAUGCUGCAGACCAGCCGCUUUGAGACGUUGGCGCAGCAGGCAGAGGCAGUUGAACCUGCUGCGGAGGGAAACACGAAGGAGGAACUGCUCAGGUCCGUGUGCCCAACCAACAUGCUGCGGGCCAUGAAUUUGGCACCGACGCAAGGAGGCUAUUUAUCCACUGCCUCAACUAGCUGAGGGACGAGCUGUCCAAGCAACUUUUUCAAUGACAGCGAAGACUCCAGUCGAAAGCCGUCCAAAGGCUAGG